AUGACAGGCAAAAGACGAAGAAGCUCGGAGACCACUCCCUCCGCAGCCAACGAUUUCAGCUUGCAAAAUUUGAUUCGAAGAGCUGAUCGCGGACUCGCGGGUCGACUACCGGAGCCCGGUCCUCAUGCAGACGUCUACUUCCGUAACCUCUACUCGACGGAACCUGACUUUGGGAAGCUAGGCCGCCAAGACCCAAAAUUUGGCACUCUGCUCAAACGUGGAAAUCUUGAUUUCAAUGAUCCAUCUGCCGUAAUGCAGCUCACAAAGACGCUACUGAAAGCUGACUUUGGGCUGGAUAUUGAGCUACCCGACGAUCGUUUGUGUCCGCCAGUACCAAACCGCCACAAUUACCUUCUUUGGCUCAAGACCCUACUAGAUAGCACUACCUACAGUGAUCCGGAUCAGAAAAUCCUCGGGCUCGAUAUCGGCACCGGAGCAAGCUGUAUCUACCCGCUUCUGGGAUGUACCCAGCGGAAAUGGUCCUUCUUCGCAACGGACAUUGACUCAAAGAGUCUGAAAUUCGCCGAAAAGAACGUAGAGUUGAAUAACCUUCAAAGUCGCAUCUCCAUCAUUGCUCGUGCACCUCAAGAUCCCAUGAUCCCUUUGGCCGCUUUGGGCACAGAGUCGCUCACCUUCGUCAUGACGAAUCCCCCAUUCUACACAUCCGAAGACGACCUCCUCAACUCGGCGAAGCAAAAGUCGCGCCCUCCUCUGACGGCAUGCACCGGCGCCCCAGUGGAGAUGGUGACAGACGGCGGCGAAGUCAAGUUCGUGUCCAAGAUCCUUGAGGAAUCACUCAUCCUGCGCGAGAGGGUCCAAUGGUACACGUCCAUGUUUGGGAAACAAUCGAGCCUCGAGGAGUUUAUCGCAAUUUUGAAAGAGAAGAGCAUCGAUAACUACGCAGUGACGGAAUUUGUUCAAGGUAACAAAACAAGACGGUGGGCCGUCGCGUGGAGCUUCGGUACGAUGAGGCCGUCAGAGGAGACCGCGAGGGGGAUGAAGGCUGCAAUUUGGAAGAAGCUGCUCCCUCCGAGUGUGGAAUCUGAAGUCACUGCAUUCCCGCUUGGCACAGAGAUAGGGAAGCUGCAAGAUAAGAUCCAAGAGCUCAUGUCUUCAUUGGAACUGGUCUCCUGGGAAUGGGACCGUCAGAAUCUUCUCGGUAUCGGCAGGGCGCGAGAGAACGUGUGGAGUCGCGCCUGGAGACGGAAGAAGAUGCGGGAGGAACGAGAGGGCAAGGCUGCCGUCGAGGGGUUGUUGAACUCUGAGGUAUGCAAGUUUGGUUUCGAGAUUGCGCUGGAUGUUGGACGAGAGAGAACCAUCCUAUGGUGCCGGUGGAGGGAGGGGCAUGAUCAGGCACUCUUUGACAGCUUCGGUGGUUUUCUCAAGACUCGCGUGGCCUUGUGA
This is a messenger RNA of Colletotrichum tamarilloi, 1404 nucleotides long. RefSeq lists its product as uncharacterized. Lineage: Eukaryota; Fungi; Ascomycota; Sordariomycetes; Glomerellales; Glomerellaceae. The transcript is spliced from 4 exons. Gene Ontology annotation, cellular component: nucleus. Gene Ontology annotation, molecular function: 23S rRNA (adenine(1618)-N(6))-methyltransferase activity. The record is from RefSeq and is a predicted model, not a curated record. Bases 1 to 1404 code for a protein of 467 amino acids. Gene Ontology annotation, biological process: rRNA base methylation.